UCACCCAGUUAUCAGGGGAGGGGGAAAGGAAAAAGAGGGGAUAAGAAGAACCACAAAGAGUCAUCAGACAACAACUUUACAAUACCUCGUAAUACUGAUAUAGCCCUAGACUCUGCACCAGUGGAGUCUGUGGAUUUGUUACAGCUGAGGUUCUACCCAGACUACCAAUGGCUGGUGGACUUCUCUCUCUCUGCUGGAAUGGUGUACUUCCUCACAGAAAUCUACUACACCAUCGGCCCUCGGUCAGAGUUCAAUAUCAGCAUGCUUUGGUGCCUGCUUGUGAUUGGGUUUGCACUGAGAAUUCUGCUUGCCCAGACGGCCAUGUAUUUCAAGAUGGAAAAUGGAGGGGAGAGAAUCCUGUGUGUGACCUUUGGUUUCUUCUUUCUUGUGGCAGCCAUGGGUGUUCUUGUUGUGGAUGAAUCCAUACUGGAAUUUGGUUUGGCGGAGGGUUAUGAGAAUUUUUCCACAGGUGCUAAAAACUUUCUAAAACACCAGGAUGUGGACUAUGAAGGUCCUGUAAGCUUUUUGACUUUCAAGAUCAUUCUAGCAUUUGUUUGUGCAAUUGUAGGAGCCCUGUUAACCUUUCCUGGGCUUCGGUAUGGAAAACUUCACAUUGAUGCAUUGAAAUAUUCCAAAGAAAACAGAAUUAAACAGCUCUUAUUGCAUUUAAACUUUGUCUUACCAUUAGUGAUUAUCUUGCUGUGGAUAAAGCCAUUAGGACGGACAUUCUUAUGUGGAAAACACUGGAGAGCAACAUACAGACAUUUACAGGAAUCACAAUUUGACAUUCUUCGUCUGCUUUUAAUAGGAAUAGUGUUUGCUUUAAGACUCUGUUUGAUGCCAACUCACCUACAAGCUCACCUCAAUACAGCUUAUGAAAAAGUGGAGAACUUAAAGAAGGAGAGUGGAAGAAUCAGUGGAACUGAGUUUCAAAAAAUGGUAGCAAGGAUUUUCUACUACCUCUGUGUGGUAACCCUACAGUACCUGACCCCCGUAAUUCUCCUCCUGUUUCUGAUGUUCCUACAGAAGACCCUGGGUGAAUACAACUGGUCCUCUGUACUAGGGCAAGAUUUGGAGGAGUACUUCACUUCCUUUAGUAGAAACUCAACUCAGAUCUCAAACUCAACAAUCUCAGGGGCUCUAAACUCGACUACUCUUGAGUCAAUUAGUGAGACAGCAGCCCAGUUUUCAUUGACUCUAGUGAACUUGCGGCAGGUGUUCUCAGCUCAGUGGUAUCGCGGCCUGCUCUCCUUUGUUACAUGGUGGGUGUGUGCUUCCUGGUUCACCACGUCAGCCUUUGGAAUGUACUACCACUCCAAUGUGGGAUCCAGGUGAACUCACAUACCUCGUAAUAUCUGACAUUGUAUAUGCCAAAUGUUUGA
Molecule: messenger RNA, 1382 nt
Organism: Saccostrea cuccullata (small rock oyster)
Lineage: Eukaryota; Metazoa; Mollusca; Bivalvia; Ostreida; Ostreidae
Product: transmembrane protein 161B-like
Exons: 2
Source: RefSeq, a predicted model, not a curated record